AUGUCUGGACUCCCAAGAUUACCGAGCAUCGAAGAAAUGCUCCCAGAGCGUCUUUUCGAGCAAGCCCAGCAGCCAAGGAGCGGACGAGUUCCAUCAGGACGCGAGUCCUUGCAGUCUCGGGCGCCUCCUGUGCAAAGCAAUAAUGCCGCUUCGGCGAACCCCUCCGCCAUGCUCAUGCAUGCUCGUCCGUCGGCGACUCACCCCGAACACUACCCUCAAGCAAAUGACCCUCGGACUUCCAGACGAGAUGGACGGUUAAACGCGUGGCCUGUUCCUGCGCAAGAACGAGGGCCAUACUCUGUGCCGUCAGACAACAAUCAGCGGAGGGCCUUACCCUCUACCUCCCCCAACGAGCAAUCCUCUUUCACCGAAAACGAAUCUGACGGGGACAGCGAAGGAUCUCGAGGACAGCGUCACCCGCGUGGAACUGUCCACGAAUGCGACGUAUGCGGACGCCAGUUCAGCCGCCCAAGCAGCCUUGCUACCCAUUACAAUAUACAUACCGGAAAUCGACCAUUCGAGUGCCCGUAUCCGAACUGCGGAAGGCUGUUCUCAGUGAACAGUAACAUGCGGCGACACUACCGCAACCACUUUCAGCCCUUGCCCGAAGAGCGUCCGGGCCUUCCGGCCGGGCAGAGGGUCUUCAGGCUGGACCAAUUCCACGGUUACAACAACGUGCCCAACAUGCCCUCGACGAAUGCCCCGACUCCGCCGUUCGGGCAGCUGAUGCCUUCGACUUCGAACACGUCGAUCCAGCCAUCGACGUCGUCUUUCACCUUCGUCGAUUCAUCCGCGACCGCCGCGAACGCCCGCAUGCGCGCUCCGAGAUAACUUGGUUUUGUAAGAAUGCCGCCAAUCCCUAGCCCAACUCAAAGACUCUUGUAGUGAACACAACUCCUAGAUGCGACUUAUUUAUGUUACCUAUGGUGGUGUGUUGCUUUCGUAAAUUAUCUCCGUAUUUGAUCCCUUUGUACUGCGCCAGACUAUAACGA
Punctularia strigosozonata HHB-11173 SS5 is the source of this 992-nucleotide messenger RNA. RefSeq lists its product as uncharacterized. Gene Ontology annotation, molecular function: RNA polymerase II cis-regulatory region sequence-specific DNA binding; DNA-binding transcription factor activity, RNA polymerase II-specific. Gene Ontology annotation, cellular component: transcription regulator complex; PcG protein complex. The record is from RefSeq and is a predicted model, not a curated record. Gene Ontology annotation, biological process: regulation of transcription by RNA polymerase II. The coding region runs from base 1 to 831 and encodes 276 amino acids. The transcript is spliced from 4 exons. Lineage: Eukaryota; Fungi; Basidiomycota; Agaricomycetes; Corticiales; Punctulariaceae.